Messenger RNA from Triticum dicoccoides, 4414 nucleotides. RefSeq lists its product as uncharacterized. The coding region runs from base 2003 to 4057 and encodes 684 amino acids. NCBI's taxonomy places the organism in Eukaryota, Viridiplantae, Streptophyta, Magnoliopsida, Poales, Poaceae. The transcript has 7 exons. Gene Ontology annotation, molecular function: protein binding. The record is from RefSeq and is a predicted model, not a curated record.
CUUUCUGUCCUUCUUUUCUUUUCUUUGGGGGGUCGAUCCGUAUGGUUUGGUUGCUGGAAUGGCACAGUGAUUUGCUAUACGGAGUGUCUCCUUCUCCUCCUCUGUGGCCGUUCCUGUUUGAAUGGUACAGUUCGUGGGCAGUGGGAUAUGCUUCGUUAUUUUGGGGGGCUCGGUAGUAGUACCAGUAUUCGCUUUCUUUUCUUCCGAGCCUUGGAUUUUAGCCCGCCUUCGUUUUGCUUGCGCCGCCUGAGAUUCAACUGCAAAUUUUGCCCAUCGAGUUGCGAUCGGAGCGCCGGUAAUCACCAGAAGCUUCGAACGUUUGUUUCAGGAAAGGGACUUCUUUUUUGUGUUUUUGUCAUUUUGAAACGGACGAGCGUUGCUUUUCCCACAUUCUAGUAGUAGCACACAACUGAAUUGAACACCAGUGCGACCAGAUUAUCCCCGUUGAAUGGCGCCGUUCUGUCGAGAUCACUCUGUCUAGUAACUACCAGACGAUCCGUUUUCAUUCACAUCGCAUUUACUACUAUGGCUUGCAGUUUUUUGUACUCAACCGAGCCAGCACUGGUAACGUUCGGAAUCUGUGGCGAUGCAGUUAAAUUCUCAUUUUCAUCUGAGACGAAGGGGAGGCGCCGAAAAAUAAAUCCGUUUCAUUUGUUAGCGCUGCCAUUUGUACACAGGAACCAAAAAAGCACCGCAAAUCAAAAACGAGAGAUCGCUGCCGCAUCUUUCUCCCUUUGAUUGAUGAGAGGAGCAGCGUAAAGACGCGUCUUUAAUGGCCAGCCACGCGCCUACGCCCGAGCCCGUCCGGCCGUCGGCGUAGCGGUAGUGGUAGGCGUUAAAAUAGAGCAGCCAGCGCGCGGCGGCAGCGCACGUCGCUGGACCCCCGCCCGCGCUUCUCCCUCCGGUGGCACGCAGACGCAGCAGCCAAAGUACUACUGCUACGGCGUAGCAGCUGUUUUUACGUGCCGUCCUCCUCUCCUCUCCUAUUCGUAUGGCCCUUCUUUUUUACUUUUGUCUCUUUAGCCUUUCUGCGCUGUUUCUAGCUGUUGCUUGCUUGCUUGCUUCCCCUCGGGAUCUGCGCGCCAUGCCGCUGCCGCUGCUGCUUUGUGGCCUCCGCCGCCGCCUGCCCGUGUGGGUUGGUCGCCUGCUUCCUCUGCCGGCGCGGCGGGAUGCCCAACGUGGGUACGGUUUGGCAGCGCUGUGUUGGUGAGCUGUUGCCUUGUUGGUGAGCAGGACCCCGGUGCUCUGCCAUUUUAUUUUUAAAGUUGGAGUUGGGUUAGGAGUUGCUAGGUCAGAGGGAGGAGAGCCUGUGCGUCUGUGCUUGUGUUUUCCCCUUGCAUCAGGCUUCCUGGCAUGGUACGUACGCAGUUUCUUGAUGGAUGACCAGUUGAUCUGCAAUGCUGCUUGCUGAUGAACUGCGUGAUUCGUUUAUUUUGAGUUGUCUUGUCCAUCCAAGGCCUUGGCGCUUCUUGUUUCGUUGGAUUAUCAUGUGGGAGUGGGGCAUCUCUGUGCUCCUCCUCUGCUGGCUGCAGGGCCAGGACUGCUGCACGCCUUAAUCUCACUUUCCCCACUUGCAUAUCAGUGCUUGCCAUGAGCAUUUCUUUGUACCUGAACAAGUGUAGAUAGUAUUAUGAUUGUUGCUGUUAUACCAUCGCUAGUUUCAUGUAAUCUAACUGGUUAUCUAAUUGUACACACAUAAGUUUAAUGUAAUAAAUAAAACCAUGGGAUGUUGGGCUAGAAUAGAACUGAUAAAGUUGGUCAGCCAUCGCUGGAUAAUUACUUGACAUAUCGGGUACUCAAUCGUUUCUUUUGCGUUUAGUUCAUUUCCACUGUACUGUACUUCAUGUUUUUCUCAUGUUCUCGGCUGCUCUAUUCCAUGUCGGCAGCCUGACAUUUGCGUUGUCAGUUGCAGAUGACAUUUUGAUCACUACUCACCUUUCACACUGGUCGACAAGACCUCUGUGCCGAUUGUUUUCUCAAUCUAGAAGAAAUUUAGUGCGAUAUGCCAAGAUCCAACUCAGACAGGGAUGAUAUCUUCUUUGAUGCAUUUGAUGAUAUUAGUUCAGCAAGGGAGCCUUCAUCAUCAGAUGAUUGUAGUACGAGUGGCGAAGGAUUGGCGCCAAGGGAAUUUGAGUACGACAUUUGGGCAAACGAGCCAAUGAGUGUUAAAGAAAGGCGGCAAAGAUUCCUGGAGGGAAUGGGAUUAGAUGACUUAGGUUCCACUAAAGUGGAUCUUCCUCAAUGUCAGGCAGAGAUAACAAGUGCUGACACUGGUGCUGACUUGCAGGAAAGGACUGUUAUGAGCGACGUCUCUUCUUUGGGUUCAUCUAUACCUGAGAAUGAAUCAGCAUUUGAUGCCGCCUGCUGCAUUAGGGAUCUGGAUAGUGGAAAGAGAUAUGUAGUUCAUAAUGGCGGGCAUGACGGACUAACUAGCUUUCUCAAGGAUGUUGCAACAGAUAAGGUGUUGUCUCUUCUGGAGUUUGAAAGCUUAGUUGGUGUUUCUCGAUCUGUUCAAAAGUUAUUACGAAGAGCAUAUUGCCAGAGUCCUGCCCUGGCAACAGAGGCAAAAGAGGCUAUUGGUGGAAAGAAAAAGGAUAUCAAAAGCUUGUGCAAAAACUUGAUGAAGAAGAGGAGUUUCGGUGGAAUGUGCAAGACUGAUGUCCAUGUAAAAAGCUGCACGACAAGUAUACCAUCCAGAACAAAAGUUCAGCACCGAAAGAAGAAGAAUGCGGAAUUCUCUGCUGUCUAUAUGGGUCAAGAAAUCCGGGCUCACAACGGUUUAAUUAGAGUAAUGAAGUUUAGUCCGUCUGGCUGGUAUUUAGCAAGUGGUGGUGAGGACUGUGUUGUGAGAAUUUGGCAGAUUACAGAAGUGGACGCACAUUCUAAAAUGUAUGGGGGAGAGAACCACUCUCAUGAACAUGUAGAGAAAAUUAAAAUCCUAAAACCGAAGCUAGAAGAGGGGCAGGGCCGUGCACUUGCAGUUAUGCCAAGCAAGGGUUUUCACAUUACAGAGAGCCCAUUGCAUGAAUUGCAUGGCCAUACAGGUGAUGUCCUGGAUAUGACAUGGUCGAAUUCAGAUUGUCUGUUGACCUCAUCAAAAGAUAAGACAGUCAGAUUGUGGAAAGUUGGCUCAGAUGUUUGUCUUGGAGUAUUCAGACACAAAGACUACGUGACGUGUGUUCAGUUCAAUCCUACUGACGAAAGAUACUUCAUCAGUGGUUCAAUAGAUGGUAAAGUUCGCAUUUGGGAUGUUCUACACAAGCGGGUCGUCAACUGGGCUGAUACCAGGAAUGUUAUAUCUGCUGUUAGUUACCAACCAGAUGGAAAGAAUUUUGUUGUUGGCACGACUGGAGGAGUUUGUCGCUUCUACGAUCAAUCAGGUGAAGACAUCCAACUAGACAAAGAAUUGUUUAUGCAAGGGAAAAAGAAAUCUGCUGCCAAUCGGAUCAAGAGUCUGCAGUUAUGUACAAGUGAUUCCCCUAGAUUCCUAGUUACAUCAACAGAUUCCAAGAUUCGAGUUGCUGAUGGUGCUGAUAUCGUCCAAAAGUUUAAAGGGCCUUGGAAGUCGAAGGCUCUUUCAUCGCCAUCACUAACAUCAGAUGGCAGAUAUCUUAUAUCCACUGGCAUGGACUCCAAUGUCUACAUAUGGAAUUUUGACAACUCAAGCAGCGCCUCACAGAAAGGUGAAGCCAAAUCGGUUCGAUCGUGCGAAAUGUUCUUCUCCAAGGACGUGACAACCGCGGUGCCAUGGCCGGGGGUGCACCAAGACAGGCAUGUCAAGCCGUCCCGCUUGCCCGAGAAAUCUGCCAGCGCGUCGGCUUUACGCCGCCAUGGAGGAGAAAGCCGUUCCCCUGGGACAUGGUUCUUCGCGGACGGCAUGAGGGGGUCUGUGACGUGGCCAGAGGAGAAGCUCACUUCGGCGAAGCCUGUCAAUGGCCCCCGGCUGGCUGACUGUCUCUCGGCGAUAUCGGCUGCCUGGAACAUGGUGAUAGUGACGGCGAGCCACGGCGGCGUGAUCCGGUCCUUCCACAACUACGGCUUGCCUGUGACGUUGUGAGGUUGUAAGCUUUGGUUAUCACUAGUUUCUUCUACUGACGACCUUGAGUUGUUUUUUUGUUCUUCCUCCGGAAGUGUUGGGGGAGUGGUGGAAGAGAGGUUUGGUAUAGCACCAAGAAAAGAGGGAAUGUUGUACCACGGGGGUCCCUAGCUUCUGAAAAGGAGAUUAAUCAGUGGAGAUGCUCGCUUUUGUCUGCAAGCUCUCUUUUUUUCUUUAUGAAAAGGCCUCAAAAUUGUUGCUUAGGUUUUUUGUUGCUAGUUCCUCUCUACGAGGUGACUAGCAUAUGCAACCCUGUUGAAGCUGUUUUCAAAGAUGGUGGGCAAAAAUCCUUGUGUGUAUUUCACUCUUGGAAGACCA